This is a messenger RNA of Peniophora sp. CBMAI 1063, 1590 nucleotides long. The record is from the annotation of a GenBank genome assembly. NCBI's taxonomy places the organism in Eukaryota, Fungi, Basidiomycota, Agaricomycetes, Russulales, Peniophoraceae.
AUGACGGACUCGCACGUCGUCUUGCUACUGAAGACGACUCUCAUCUCUAUCGCACAAGUCUUUCUCGUCGCUGUAUCUGGCUUCUUUCUCGCGCGCGCUGGCUUGCUACCGCGCAACAUCCAGCAAGCCCUGAACAGGCUGAACAUCUCGCUCUUCACGCCCUCUCUCAUCUUCGCGAAAGUCGCGUUCUCUCUCAGUCCAGAAAAAUUCAAGGAGCUAUGGAUCGUCCCGCUCUUCUUCAUCGCGCUGUCCAUCGUCUCGGCGGCUGUGGCGUUCGCGCUGGGCACCGUCUUCCGCCUUAGCCGCACCCAAAGAAACUUCGCCAUCGCCGCGUCCAUGUUCAUGAACUCCAACUCUCUACCCAUCGCGCUACUCCAGAGUCUAGUCUACGCGGUGCCUGGUCUAGCAUGGGGCGAGGACGACACGCACGCGCAAAUGCUCGGUCGCGCGCUGACGUAUCUCACACUCUGUUCAACGCUUGGCAUGGUGUUACGAUGGAGUGUCGGUGUUCGUCUAUUGGCCGCAGCGGACCCGACAGAGGACGCCGUCCCGCAGACGAAUGGGAACGGAUACCAUCGCAUCCCUGGUUAUCCGGAUGAGAGCACCGCGUUGCUAUCCGAUGCUGAGGAGGGAGACGACGAGCACCCCGCGGUACCCGCUAUCACCCUCGACCCAUCACCGCCCACAUUCGAGCGCCGGCCCACGGCCCACCGCGAACCCACUGCGCGCGCCUUCCGCUCUUUCCCCAAUACACCCGGUGGAAGCCGCGUGAAUCUCGCGCCUGACUCCCCUCCGUCGCCACUGCUGGCACCACCGUCUGAGCUCUCUGGAUCAGAUAACGAGGAUGAGGAUGCUCUCUCGUUCUCUACGCGGUCAUCUAGGCGGCCAAGCCUUGCGAGCAGGAUGUGGAGGGGCACGAAGAAAGCGUUCAGGGCGUUCAACGAUUUCAUGACUAUGCCGCUCUACGCGAGUAUAGUCAGUAUCAUCGUCGCGCUGUGGCCCGCACUGCAACACGCGCUCGACGUACACAUCACGCCUGUCAAAGGCGCCGUGGGCCAGCUCGGAAACUGCUCGAUCCCCAUCACGCUUGUCGUGCUUGGCGCGUACUUCUAUCGUGAGAAGCCAAAGGAGGACGAGGACGAUGUUGAGCCGAGAGGACGUGCACCAGUUCGGGCGGAGGGGGAGAGCUGGUGGAGGAGGAGCAAGAGCUUGUUCUCGUUGAGAUCGUUCGUAGGUGGGAAGGCUAGCAAGCGCUCGAGAGGCGAGGCGGCGCCGAGGGGAGAGGGAAGGACUGUCUUCGUGGCUAUCGCAAGCAGGAUGAUUGUCGUUCCCGCGCUUGUCUUGCCAUUCAUGGCGUGGGGCGCUAGUGUUGACCAGCCUCCGGUCUUUGAAGAUCCUGUCUUCAUCCUUUCGCUCGUGCUGUUACUUGGGUCUCCGCCUGCUCUUACCCUUUCCCAGAUGACGCACGCCGUAGGUGGCGAUGCCUUCGAACGUCUCAUCUCGCGUACGAUCUUCUGGUCGUACUGUAUCAUCACUCCGCCUGCGACUAUCGUUCUCGCGGUCAUCGCUAUGCUCAUUGAGAAACUCUAA